AUGAAUGCUAUAACUCCUCAACUUAUUGGAGGAGUUGUGUUUGAAUCAAGUGCACAUGCAGUGUGGGAAGAUCUCAGAAAGAUGUUCAGCAAGGUAGAUGGAUCUAGGUCUUACAAUCUGCACAAAGAGAUUGCAACUCUGCAUCAAGGUACAUCUUCAGUUUCUGUGUACUAUACAAAAUUAAAAGAUCUGUGGGAUGAAUACAAAACUCUAGUACCAUCACCUAGCUGUGAUUGUGAAAAUUCUAGGGAUUAUGUAGUACACAUGAGAAGGCAAAAGUUGUACCAAUUUCUAAUGGGCUUGAAUGAGUCACACUCCCUAGCAAGGAGUCAGAUAUUACUAAUGCAUCUUUCACCAUCAAUGAAUCAAGCAUACUCUAUGAUCAUGAGAGAUGAGAACCAAAAAUCAGUAGUUGCUAUAGUAGGAAGCUUAGGCACAACUGCUAUCACCUCUGAGAAUUUUGAGCCUACUGCAUUGCUCAGUUCUAGGCUUGGGAGCUUUCAAAACAAUAGUUUUCAAACUGGUGGUUCUAAUAUGCAGUCUGGCAACUUUUAUCCUAAUAGCUACCCGAGACCAAAGAAAGGCUAUGGUGACUUUUGUGAGUAUUGUAGGAAGAAAGGCCAUAGAAAAGAGAAUUCCCACAAGAUCAUUGGUUAUCCACUAGGACCUAAAUCCAAGAAGAAAGGGGGAGCAAGCAAUUCCUCUGCUUAUAGUGUCUUCACUGAAGAAACAAAUCAAAACUAUCAAGCACAACCACAGUCCAUGACACAGACUCAACAAGGACAAAGCUCACAAAUGCAAAGCCAACCACAGUUGAUGAUGCAGGCUCCAGGACCUCAUAACAAUGGAUAG
Nicotiana attenuata is the source of this 852-nucleotide messenger RNA. RefSeq lists its product as uncharacterized. NCBI's taxonomy places the organism in Eukaryota, Viridiplantae, Streptophyta, Magnoliopsida, Solanales, Solanaceae. The transcript has a single exon. The coding region runs from base 1 to 852 and encodes 283 amino acids. The record is from RefSeq and is a predicted model, not a curated record.